AUAACAGUUAUCCCGAGAUAUCUCUUUCCCAUUGCAAUUUAAGCUUAUCAAUUUUCAUUUAAUUUUCGGGCGUGCCUCAAUCUAAAUCUGCAGUAUCUUGUAAAACAUUUGUUUAAAUUUAAACUAAAUAUUAACAGAAGCUAAAGAAAAAUGUCUGAUGAUGACUGGGAAACAGAUGCAACUUAUGAGAACAAGCAAACAGAGAAUGAACAGCGAUGGGGUGGUAAGGAAGUGAUAAGUGAACGAGCCGGUGCGAUUGACAUGCGAAAGCUCAUUGAGGAAACGGAAAAGGCAGAUGAUGAUAAAAAGAAAAAGCUAGUUCAAGAAGGCAAUAUAACUGGAUCAAAGGGAUAUGGAGGCCGUUACGGUAUUGAGAAAGAUCGUAUGGAUGCUUCCGCUUUGGGACAUGACUAUAUAGGAAAAGUUGAAAAACAUGGAUCACAAAAGGAUUAUUCUGAAGGUUUUGGUGGGAAAUUUGGUAUACAGAAAGAUCGAGUUGAUAAAUCUGCGCUUGGUUUCGAUUACAAGAGCCAAGUUGAGAAACAUGAGAGUCAAGUAGAUCACAAGAAAGGUUUUGGCGGAAAGUUUGGUGUUGAGACUGAUCGAAUGGACAAAUCAGCCGUAGGAUUCCAAGAACAAGUUGGAAAGAUUGGAACUAAUUACUCCAAGACCAAGCCUGAUAUAUCAGGAGCUAAACCAUCAAACCUCAAAGCAAAAUUCGAAAAUUUAGCGAUACAAAAAGAAGAAGAAGCAAGAGAAAGAGCUGCACAGCAGAAAAAAUUGCGAGAAGAGAAAGAUCGAAUUGAUCGUGAGCAAGCUGCCAAGGAACAAGCUGCCAAUGCUUCUAAGGAACCAACGCAAGCUUAUAAACCUCAACGAACUGCUGUUGUCACUGGAAGAAAUGAGAAAAUCAGUGACGCAAUUAAUGUAUUCAAUGCACCUGUAGAAGAGAAACCUGUUGCGAAACAACCAAUUGUAAUUCCAAAAGCUGAAAAAACAACACCAGCACCAGCACCCGACAUCAUAUCAAGUACUGAGAUAAAAGAAACACCGAAGGAAGAGACACCACAAGUAGAGAAAGUUUGGGAAGAGCCUAAGAAUGAAACAAUCCAAGAAACACCACAGCCUGCUGUUGUUGAAGAAGAGAAGUUUCGUCAAUCCAUUCCAAAAGUUGAAAACAACGGAAGUAGUGCACAAAAUACUUUUGAGCCUGAUCAAUCAGAUCCACAUGCAAUAACUGAACAGCAACUCAUUGAACAACUUAAAAACGACAAUAUUGGAGAAUUGGCUGAAGAACAAUUCAUUUUAUCACCUGAUGAUCCUGGAAUUGUUGCUUAUGCGCUUUAUGAUUACCAAGCAGCAGCUGAUGAUGAAAUUUCUUUUGACCCUGGCGAUGUCAUAACUCACAUUGAAAUGAUUGAUGAAGGCUGGUGGAAAGGUUUACAUCAAACAUCUGUCACUUAUGGAUUAUUCCCAGCAAAUUAUGUUCAAUUAAAAGAGUAACACCAACUUGCUGAGUAGUAUUAACAUCAGUUGAAACAACUGAAAAUGCAAUGAGUUGUCGUCACUUUUGAUUAAAUUUUAAAUUGAAACCAUUUUUUAUAUUUUCUUAUUUCAAUUAUAAAUAAAUGUCAGCAGUUGUGAAAGAAAAUUAUUAAUAUUUUAAAGAUAGAUAAUUCAAAUGUAACAAUCGAAUUGAUUCUAAAUCUUUGUUUCUUAUCCACCUCAUUAAUCUUCCUUAAAAGAAUAAAUAAAUAAAUCAAAUUAAUCAAAUUAAAGUCAGAACUCGAGUUUUUCCCGCCUUGACUCACAUGCUGAUCUGUUUUUUCCUGAAAAUGAGAAGAUGAGCGAAACAUUGAGAAGAUCAAAUAA
This is a messenger RNA of Clunio marinus, 1872 nucleotides long. NCBI's taxonomy places the organism in Eukaryota, Metazoa, Arthropoda, Insecta, Diptera, Chironomidae. The record is from the annotation of a GenBank genome assembly.